Messenger RNA from Ophidiomyces ophidiicola, 5160 nucleotides. RefSeq lists its product as uncharacterized. The transcript has a single exon. NCBI's taxonomy places the organism in Eukaryota, Fungi, Ascomycota, Eurotiomycetes, Onygenales, Onygenaceae. The record is from RefSeq and is a predicted model, not a curated record. Gene Ontology annotation, cellular component: nucleus; site of double-strand break. The coding region runs from base 1 to 5160 and encodes 1719 amino acids.
AUGCCCUCGCCCGGCGUCGCGCAUCGGCCUUCCAACCGAGGAAGUGCAAGCAGCCCCUCACCUAAGCCGAAGCGCCUUGACCUAGGCGAGCCUUUAGGCCCGUACGACAACAACACAGUCAGAGAAAAGGUACGGAAAUGGCAGCAACAAGGCGGUGGAGUCGUCAUUGCUCAGGAUGUCGGAGCGAGCGACGAUGAUAUUGACAAAGGCAGUAAAGAGAGCGACAAAAAGAAACAGCACCGGGGCAAAGAUGACUCCAGAAAGGCAGGAGAACAGAACUCAGAAGGAGAAAAGAAACCAAAAGCCGAGGGUAGGGCACGGCCAAAGAAGCGAGUAGUGAGCGAUGCGCACUGGAGAAAAGACAGAACCCCUCCGGAGUCGCCCUCCCCCACCAAGUCAACGUCUCGAAAAUACCGUGAGUCGCCGAAGAAACAAGAUCAAAAGAGAAAGCAAUCCGAAGAAAAGAAGGAAACAUCUACUCGAGAGCCAAAGAGAUAUACAGUUGUUCAGACUAAUGAUGGUAUGAAGGUCUACCCUGGGCCACUGAAGAAUUCCAAAUCACCCCAGGCCGCACGACGCUCGGACGCUUCUGGGCGUGGUACCCCUUCUCCAAACAGCAAGGAAAAGCGUUAUAGUACGUCUGCGAGAAGAGAAGUAAGGGCGAAAUAUGUUGUAAAUGAUUUUCCUUACAAGAGCGAUGCGUCCAGAGCUCAUGAAUCCAGCGACGGGGCCAGCUUUUCGGGAAAGGAAAACCGCAUGGCCACCCCAGAGUCCAAGACUCCUACUCGCACUACAAAACUACAAAAUCGAUGGUCUAUCGACCCGACACUUGGAGAACAGAAGAAAAAAAACCCUAAACUUGUAUUACCUCCUGGCCAACAGUCUCAUGGGUCAAAAGUAGAAGCUUGGCUUUCGAAAACCAGUGAUCCUUUUGUCGACGAUGAGCCUCCUAUGGAAACCCCUUCCCCCCUGAAGUCAUCCAACGACCGAAGAAGUGGUUUAACCACUGGACAAAAUUCCGAUAGCAUGGGAUCCCAAUCCGCAGUAGAAGAGUAUCAUGCAGCCCCCAAACGUCGAUCAAGAACCUCAAACAAGUUUCAAGAAGAUUCUGGUAAAGUUGAUAACAACUUCCCGAAGGGUUCAUUUUCAGAGCGCGAAAAUGACUCCAACAUACCAGUUUCAAAGUCUUCUCCGAAAAUAUCGAGCAUGGGUAAACAUCCGAAAUGUACAGAAGACCGCAAAAUGUCAAUGCUAUGUGAAUCAGUUGAGGAAGCUAUUCAGGCGUCUUGCUUAGACCGACCGGUUUCUUCAGACGGAUCUGAGGUUUCUCUGGCAGAACGGCCCCCGCCUCUUACUCUUAGGAGGCCAUUUCCUGGGACAGGGGUGCACAUACUGUCCACAAUCGCCUCAGUUGACACAUUAGCUUCUACGGUAGAGUCUGAAAGAAGUCCAAUGAAACGCCAGAAAUCAACGACGGGUGCAUUGGAACAAGAUGAUGUAUCAGAGUCCGAGGCUAGAGAUCAAUUUGACCCGUACUCUUUGCCAGGGCCUUCGCGCAAUACUUUGAAACGCAGGCUUACUACCCAUUCAGAUUUAAUGUCAGUUUUAUCUCUCCCAACUGGCAGUAACCGAAGCAUCCGAUCUGCAAGAAGCAUCCGCACAAACCGAAGCCGUCUUGCCACCGCUACUGUGGGAGAUAUCAUGCGAGAAUUUGCGUCUGAUGAGAUCAAGUAUAUGCGGGAACUCCGGACAUUAGUUGGCGGUGUUAUUCCGGUAUUAUUGACAUCGGUGCUUUCGAAGACUGAUUCCGCUGUUGCUGCUGGUCUUUUUCGUCCAAGUGCCAAGGCUGAUGAGGAUAACUUUACAAGGCCAAUUGUCAACAUGGGAAUAUCUCUUGAAAAGCUGAAGUCUUCUCAUAAGCGAGCCCCAUUGAAAGACCCUGAUGCCCUUCUAACCUGGGCUCAAGGAGUGCACAAAGUAUACGCAGAUUAUCUGGCGGCUUGGCGGCUUGGAUUUCAAGAUGUUGUCGUGAACCUCGCUCCGCCUGACCCGGAUGAUUCUAGUAAAGGCCCAAAUUCAGAUGUUCAGAGCCUUUAUGCAGGUAUGUCACAGGAUGAAAAUGGAGAUGUAGUUGAUGGUGAUGGUGAAAGGGUGGAUGUGGCCUUUUUACUCAAACGGCCCCUAGUAAGAAUGAAAUAUCUUGCGAAAACUUUCAAAGGCCUCAACUAUUUGCAGCCUUCUCCAAAGGCUGUGGAAAUAGAGAAAAAAUACCAAUCGCUUGUUACCGAUGCGCGACGAAGAGCAAACGAAGAGCGGGCAAGACUUGAAGAUGAAGCUGCAAACAGCGUUGAUGUGACUCGGGCCCGUGAUAUCCACACCUUAACUAUUUUGACGAAUAUCAAUGUCAACCAGAGCAGAAGGGUCCGGGCUCGAGACUUUUUUGACCUUUCAUUCCUUCACUCGACGGGCCAACAAAUAGACUGCCGUGCUGAGCUACUAUUUCGAGACAAUGCAACAAACAGCGGACCUGGCGGUGACCUCUUUGUAUGUGAAGUCGAUAAUGCAGGACGGUGGCUUUUAUUUCCUCCUAUUGAUCAUGGCCGGCUUUCUGCAAGAAAUGGGGAUGGCAAAGGGGAGAUUGUCAUCAUGGUACGAGGGGUGCCUGAAGAAGGCGGUAACUGGCACGAACUCUUGACUUUGAGAACAGAAGAUGAACAUAUUGGUUCCGAAUGGGUGCAAAUUCUUGGAUUAAGCCCUGUUCCCCCAAAAAUCAACAGGUCAUUGAGCUUUGUGAACCGUGCUAAACAGAAAAAACCAGCAGUUUCCAUUGAUAUCAAACGUUCAGAAUCUGUGCUAUCGGCUGGUUGCAUUGUCCCUAGCCCCACUGAUAUUGGUGUUCCUGUUGGUGAGAACGGGCCAGUGAGCAUAGAUGAAGGCACGGCAUGUGGUAUCGAUUGCACAAUGUCUCGUGAUCCAGUUUCUUUUGAACCCUCGAAAGUUGCUAUUGAUUCCGCCACAAUUCAAACUCAAGAUGUAGGUCCUCGCACACCACGGACCUUAAACGAAGCUAUGGAAAUGGCGGGAGGUACAUCACCAACUACCCUAAAAAGGUCAAAAGCAAAAAGGCGAUCAAAAUAUGAGCCUCUGUCUCCUAUCCCCUCUUUGGAAGAUAUUCAAACUCCUGAAAGGGAGGCAGCAGCAUCUGGCACAACGGAGCCGAAAUCCCACCCUAGAGAACCAGAAUUGGCCAGAUCAGUUUCUCCGGAGUUCACGGAUAUAAAGACAUUCAAAUAUUCUGAAAAGAGUGGCAAAAAGCCUAUCGCGGAGGUUACAAGGCCUUUAAGCAGACGCUCACUGUCACCUGUGCCAUCGUUGGAGCUUCCCUCAAUACCCAAACUCAGGAAGGGGGCACCAAAACUUACUUCACCGUCAUCCAACUCCCCUAUUGCGGAGCCUGUAUCACCUUCACCUAAGACCAAGCUACAAAAGCAGCGCAAACAGGAAACUCAACAGCCCUUUAUACGAAGCGAGUCCAACGAUCAACUGAUUUUCACAGAAGAUGUUCCUGUGCCUCCACCGCAUAGGUCUCCUAGUCCUUCGAGAUCAGAUCCAUCCUCGCCCUCAAAUGCCACACCCACGUUUUCUCCUUGGGCUCGCCAUAGAAGAACAUCGUCUCCAUUGAAGCAUGAAUAUGAACCAUCCACAGCCACUGAGUCUACCGUGUCUGAGACGUCAACUGUGGAACAUCAUUCUAUUUAUUCGUCCUCAGAUACUUCCGACGAGGAAUUAGAAGAUAAAGAUGUUUCAAGGCAGGCAUCGCCAGUGAGUCGAACUAACAUGCAAAUACCACCAUCUUCCCUAAAUAUUCCCGAGGAAACAUUAGCCCCAUCCAACUCUGCAUCACAAGCCCCCUAUAAAACUGUACCCUCCCAACCCUCAAAGGCAUCAAAAGCAAUUGCAUCGAUUUAUUUCUGGGAUGAUAGUGGCUCUUGGAAGGCGUUGCAUGCCGAAGAAUGCAACGUCGUUGUUACUCCCGGUCUCAUAGAAGCUUACGAAAUUAGCCCUGCCCAUGGUCAACAAACCCUGGAGCCGAGCGCAGAUUCUUGCACGUCGGAUAAGAGUUCUCCGCUAGGCAGGCCACUCAUAGCCCUUGAACUGACACCUCUUGUACCAAUUCGGAGAGGAACGGCAUUAGAUAUCAGCAUUCGGUCACCCCCAACCUCUAACUCGAAACUAGUGUAUGCUGGUAGUAACAUUAUGUUUCGCUCAAGAAGCCCUGAUGAAUGUGAUACACUCUAUGGCUUUAUCAAUCAUUCGCGUAUUAACAACCCAACUUAUGUCGCUCUACAAAAUGCGCGUGGGCCUUAUUCCAAUCAGCCGACGUCUCUCGCGCGGUAUAACUCUACACGGUCCACCAAGGGAAGCAGCUGGUUUGGCUGGUAUGGCGGCUUGUCCAAAAACAGCUACCGUGCCUCGAGCGCACCCCCAGCUUCCGUCGCCGGAGUCACUGACAGUAGUGUGGGGACCAUGGCCAGUGCCUUUUCUGCAAUUAAGAGAUUUGGUGCAGGCAGCAAGAUGUUCAGCAUUGCCAAGUCCACUCUGACAUCACGCACUGGUAGCCGAGGCGGAAGCAUGCAUUCUAUGUCUACUCGGUCUGGGUCUGUUUUUAAUUCUAAUGGAAAAAGCCAGGAGGUAUCUAAAUCCGGUAUGGGUGGAAUUGGCUUGAAGAGUGCAAAGAUAAGGCUUUAUUGUCGAGAAUCUGCAUCCAAAUGGCGUGAUAUGGGUGCUGCGAGGUUGACUAUCCUCCCUGUGUCCCCGUCCUCUUCACGACCUGGAACGUCGUCAAAUAGUGUUCAGAAUUCCGCUUCGGCGACCGAGAAUGAAGCCCCUGUGGAUACACCCAUUACACGCCAGUUACAGAAACGAAUUCUUAUUCAUGGCAAAGCCCAUGGCCAAGUGCUAGUUGAUGCUUGCUUGGGUGAGAGCUGUUUUGAGCGUGUUGCUCGAACAGGAAUAGCUGUCUCUGUAUGGGAAGAAUUCCAGGGGGUUGCUAAGGAAGGUGGUGUCGUGGGAGGAAGCUUUAAGGUUUAUAUGAUUCAGAUGAAGAGCGAAGCGGAAACUGCUUAUACAUUUGGUUUGGUGGGGAAAUUGAGAUACUAA